Messenger RNA from Anguilla rostrata (American eel), 4552 nucleotides. RefSeq names its product BCL2 like 1 (gene bcl2l1). The record is from RefSeq and is a predicted model, not a curated record. Gene Ontology annotation, cellular component: mitochondrial outer membrane. Lineage: Eukaryota; Metazoa; Chordata; Actinopteri; Anguilliformes; Anguillidae. Gene Ontology annotation, biological process: extrinsic apoptotic signaling pathway in absence of ligand; intrinsic apoptotic signaling pathway in response to DNA damage; negative regulation of intrinsic apoptotic signaling pathway. The transcript is spliced from 4 exons. Gene Ontology annotation, molecular function: protein heterodimerization activity; protein homodimerization activity. The coding region runs from base 571 to 1260 and encodes 229 amino acids.
GUGUCCAGAGGACCUUGUGCGACUUUGCGGAAGCAGCACGAGUAGUCGCCUCCAAAUUGUUCUUGCAAUUCACUGCAACGUUUCGCCAGCUUCGUCUACGAUACUUAAAAACAGCACACCAACGCUCAUUUUCAAAAUACCAGCCAGUGGUAAUGGACGUUUACACAGCGGAUACUGUGUGUUUAUCGGUGAUUUGAUCCACGUGACGACGACAUCGACAGAAUACUGUGGUGGAUAAAAGAAAACACUAAGACGGCGAGUUUUGACAGCUUUUGGUCUCUGUCACUGGUAAUCUAACAACUUGCAUUCACCAAGUAGCUAGCUAGCUCUCUAGCUAACUAUAUCAACCAAGAGUAUAAAGACACCACGUUUGAAAGUGUUCGCAGGUCAAGGAGGUCGCCGUGGUGCUGAGGGGCACGAGCCGGAGCCACGGAAACAUCCGGAAAGGAGGGGGGAGGUAAUGGAACCUAGUGCAUGAAGACAGAGAGCACUAGAUAGAGACAGACUGGACAGACAGAGGCUGUGGUCUGGAAACUGGAAUCCGCAGGGAAGAAAUUGAGGGAAAGAAACAUGUCUUACAGUAACAGGGAUCUGGUGGUGUUCUAUAUAAACUACAAGCUCUCCCAGAGGAACUAUCCCAGCGGACUGACGGAGCCCAGCGGGGGGACGGAGGGACCUGCAGAGGUGGAGGGGGAGGGGGAGGAGCAGGCAGAGGGCGCGGCGUCCGGAGCGGGGCACGCCAACGGCUCGGUGAACGGGCGCAGCCCCGAGGUGCCGCGCCCCCCGUCGCCCCGCAGGCUUGAGGCGGUGAAGGAGGCGCUGCGGGACUCCGCCAACGAGUUCGAGCUGCGCUACAGCCGUGCCUUCAGUGACCUGUCCUCCCAGCUGCACAUCACGCCCGCCACCGCCUACCAGAGCUUCGAGAGCGUCAUGAACGAGGUGUUCCGCGACGGCGUCAACUGGGGCCGCGUGGUGGGGCUGUUCGCCUUUGGCGGCGCGCUGUGCGUGGAGUGCGUGGAGAAGGAGAUGAAUCCCCUGGUGGUCCGCAUCGCAGACUGGAUGACCGUCUACCUGGACAACCACAUUCAGCCCUGGAUCCAGCUGCAGGGAGGAUGGGACCGCUUCGCUGAGAUCUUUGGGCAUGACGCAGCAGCGGAAUCACGGCGCUCUCAGGAGAACUUUAAAAGAUGGCUGAUUGCCGGCAUCACGCUUGCCACGGGCAUGCUGCUUGUCUCGCUCAUCACCAGCAAACGCCACUGAGGUAGAGUGCCACAAACAGCGCUACCUUCUGGCCGCCCUCCAGCAAAACAUGAAGGAAGACGAGAGAGAAAGAAGGAAAAAAACAAAAAAAAAACAAAUAUUGCCAAGUGUUUUCAUGUUUACUUGCAUCCUGCAUCCUAAAGCACUGAGAAAGAGAAAAAUGGCCGACUGACAGACCCAGCUGCUGUUCCCGCCAUCUGCAUCACCAGUCCUCCUGCUCCCAAUCCCAGAAUGCAACAAGAGGCCAAUGUCACACAACACACUACCCCCCACAGAAAACCGAACACCAAGAGCGACUUUUUUUGAGGGAGGGGGCAGGGGGCGGGGAUCACGUGUCACUUUUCCUUUCCCCUCUCUGCCCUCACAUGCUGUGAUGAUUAUUAUUGCUGACUGUAUAUAAAUUGCAUACAUUUUAUUUAUUAGGGGGGGUGGCGCGAUGGGGUGGGGAGGCUAUGUAAAUGAGUAAUGCUCUUUCAGGCUGAAUGAGAGAGAGGUUGAUGGAUGGAUGGAUGGAGAAAAGGGAGGGGUGACAUGAACAGGAGCUUACUGGACUUUCCCUGAGAACAACCAGGCUGUAGAGGGCCCUCUGAAUCAGUAGGGGAAGCACAGAGUCACUGGAGUCACAGGAAUUUCAGUUUGUUUGGUUUUUUUUCUAGCAGAGAGUUGAGUAUUGUAGUCCUAUUUAAGAAGAAGUUGGUGUGUAGGUAUGUUGACACACUAAAAGAGUACCCAAGAAUUCAAAAUCUUUAUGAUAAUGGGCCACAUGCCUCAUCCACUCAGAUUUCCUUCAAGGACCAAUCAAAGGCAUUGCUGAUGAGCAGGGACCAAUCAAAGACUGUUGUUCAUGAAGAAACUUAAUGUGCAAAAUUUUGCAGUUUGAAAGAGUUAUCCUUGCCUAGGGAAACCAAAAACCUUUUGUUCCCUAGGACAGUUCCCAGGUUGUCCCAGUUUUAGUUGACACACGAACACUGCUUGCAUCAGAGUAUAUUCCAGCUGUCAUGUUUUAUCUUCUGUUUUUAUGCGUUGGAUUGUUUUCCGUCCAGUUAUCUGUGACACUUUGCCCUGUUUCCCAGGUCCGCGGGCGUUUGUUUGUAUGUGUCCCUACAUGCACUAAACUUUUAAAGUCUUAUUCCUGGAGUUGUUUUCCCAUUUGUUUUGUUUUUCUCUACUUUUCUUGCCUUGACUUACUGCCGUGGUUCUAGAAGAUCUUAGCAAUGCCUCACUUUGGCUGGGGAAAAAGACAAAAUUAGUAACUUUUAAAAAUGUUUUAGUUUCCAGACGAGUGUUUUCUUGUUUGCUGUGAGCAGGCUCUCUUUGUUUCAUGGAUACUGACCCCCUCCUUCCUGGCAGUGGGAUUUCCUGUGAAAGGGGGCAUGAGGCUCAGUGGGAGCAAGCAGCGCCAACCUUGGAUCAUGCUGCAGAACUGGGAGGUUCUGCCCAGUCCAGACCCAAUUUCUGCCAAAAUGCUGCCAUUUCAUGUAUAAUUUUGGGGUCACCCAGCUUCUUCUUUUUUUUUUCUCCCCCCCCCCCCCCUUGUUGGGGGGUUAAACCCUGUAAAGCUAGCAUCAGCGGUUCUUUUUUUUUUGCUCAUUUCCAUGUCCGGUUUCCAGGGUAGAUUAAAAGCACGGCCCUGCAUUUAGUGCGUGCUGUAGCCACAAACCACCUCUCUGCCUUUCAGCUCCUGGCUCAGCAGUCCUUUCCCACCAUUAAGCACAGCUUUGGAAACUGAGUGUGAGAGCGUGGAUUCUAGCCCCUGGGACAGAUCCCAGGUCAGUUUCUGUCCCUCAUGUAGAGUUGGUGGGGUGCGGUGCAGGGGAGAGGAAGCUGAUUGGAGAUCGGCUGUUUGCACGCAAAAGCUGCCCUGGGCUGUUAACCGCACGCAGGACCCCAGGCCUGCGAUCUGUGUAUUGAGUGUUUGCCCAGCACUCUUAUUGCAUUGUGAAUAUGUUUGAUGUUCAGUGUCAAUUUUCCUCCAUUGCUCUGUGUUGUCUGGACUAUAAGGUGACAUAAAUUUUUCUUUUCCAUUUUUGUUUGUUUGUUUUUCAUUCAUGGGUGCUGUACGCGCUUUUUACCCUCUUAUUUGCCGCCUCAUUGCAGUAUAUCAGUGUUUUUCCGUCUGCUUGGUUUUUCAUCUUUGUUUUUGUUUGGUUUAUCAUUGCGUUUGAUAAUACUAUUGCGUAUAAUUUUCUUUGUAAUAAAAGUAAUUUUUAAAAAAGGUUUACUGAAACCAGGCCUUGCAUAAAGUAAAGCCUUUUUCAUGAAUGGAUUGAUCAACACAGCUGCAGGUGUGGCUGUGCCAUUCUGGGGGGGCGGGGCUGCAGGUGCCAGGCUGUGGCUUUGAUCACGCCCCUUGGUUUCGGUCACUACUGCUGCACAGGUGCACAAAUCCGCUGACCUCCAGAUAAGAACUCUGGCCUCCUGCCAGAGUUAGCGGUGAAAUCUUUUACCCUUGACCUUUGAACCCAACCCCAACUGAACAUAUUAUUGUCUGCUGCUCUUGGAUGACAUUCCUGUUGCAGCCUCUCCUCUUUCCUUGGUCUGUGUGAUAUUCUCGCGCUUUUUGAAUCAUUUUGCAGACAGAGAACUACAGAAGCUUCAUGUAACAAUGGUUUUGUUCUGUUGGUUAAAAUUCCAUCUGACCGUCAAACACUGCAAUACAGAACACGCAGCUGCCUCAGGCUAUACCAUUCAUUUUUCUGUCACUUUUGAUAUGUAGCAAACAGACCUUCUUGUCGAACUCAGAUGCUUGUAUUGCUCUGACCACAGAAAUCCAUACCGCCCCAAUACUUAUCCAUUUAUGUCUGUCUGUGUGUGUGUGUGUAUGUGUGUGUGUGCACAUGUGCAUAUGUGCAUGCUUUUGUAUGUGUUCACGUGUGUUAAACUUGUGAAAAACAUGGUUGUUGCUUGAGAACUAACCAAACCAUAAUUGUCACCACAUCAUGUAUACUAGUUGACUUAAAUGACAGUUAGAAUAGCUUUAUUUAGCAACAUUUGAAAAUCAACAAAAAACAAGUAAAAUAUUGAGGGUAAAGCGUUUCGUGUUCUUUCCUGUUGCCUUAUACUCCAUUAGACAGUCACUGCUUUGAACUGUAAAUGUUCCUUGUGUUUGUUUUAGCCCAUAUGAAACAGAAAAUAAAAUAUUUUUUUAAAGUUUUUUUUUCCUUUAUAGAAUAAACUGUACAUUUAAGUAUUAGAAAGAACACCAUUGAAUAAGCAGAUUUGAUGUCUUAGAAGCCUGCUUUAAUGUUUGAAAUAAUUUAAAACUUAAUAAAGAGGAGCUAUCCAAGACUGA